Ilex paraguariensis (yerba mate) is the source of this 231-nucleotide messenger RNA. Lineage: Eukaryota; Viridiplantae; Streptophyta; Magnoliopsida; Aquifoliales; Aquifoliaceae. The record is from the annotation of a GenBank genome assembly.
AUGCAACUUAGCAAAUUCGUGGUCGUGUUUGUAGUUUACUUAGCCAUCAGUGCACUAGCACCCUUACUAGCUGCACCAUCACCACCUCCCAAUGUCGGCAGUGACGACCUACCAGCAUCGCCACCGGCAGUGUUGGCCUAUUUGGAGAACUGUGCGAAGCAGCUAACUGAUAAGUGUGGAAACGAAGUCUUCUUGAGUGUGUUUCAGAAUACAACAGUUUCAAAUGAAUGA